AUGUUAAAUAUAAUUAUAUUUGUUUUCCUUGCCUAUUCUUAAGCAAGCAACUCCUAAUCACACUCUCCUUAAAUAAGCAAUACUAAUACUCAUCUAUAACUAUUCGAUCCACUAAUAAUUGGUCCUAAUAAUAAUAGCUUAAUAAUUGUAGAAAAUCCAAACAUUCUUAUCACCUUUUACUAAUAAUAAUGUCCUUAUAGUUAGCAAUUCUUUAACGAGUUAAACAUCCUUAAAAACUAAACUGAUUAAUUGAAUAUCACUUAUGCAAUAUAUGAUGUUGGAAAAAAUGAUUUUUCUGCUUUUUAAUCUAUUUAAGCCUAUGGUAUUGUGGAAACACCAACUAUAAUGCUAUUUUAAAAUGAAAUUCCGCAUAUGUACAUUGGCAAAAAAAAGUCCCAUUUAGUUUAGCAAUGGAUUUAAGAAGUAGUUUUAUUUUUUAUUCUAUUUAGUUUUUUAAUGGUAAUAAUCAUCCGAAAGAAAUAUUCUCUUAAUCAGAAUUUAACUCAUUACUAGAAGAGAAUAAAAAUGUUCUUUUCUAUUAAAAAAAUUCUUCCCUGAAUUAUGAUAUUAGUUUUGAUACAUUCUAUUAAGUUGCUAUAUAAAAUACUAACCCAAAUAUAGUAUUUGCUUACUCAACACACUAUCAAAAGAAUGACCUAUUGAGUUUAAAAUUCUAUAAAAAAGAGACAAAUGAAGAAUUAACUUUUAAUCAUUUAAUCACUCUUGAAAAUAUAAAAAAAUUUAUUCUUAAACAUUCACUUCCUUUAAUUCCAGAAUUAAAUUCAGAAUCAUAUGAAUUAAUAUUUUAAGCAACCAGCUUCUCCUUUAUUUUAUUUACUAAUUUAGAUGAAUCAUCAAGAUAAGCUGAAUCAUCUUUUAAAGAAGUUGCAAUAAGUUUCAAUAGUUCUUACUAAUUUUCAAAAAUAAACAUUCAGAAUGACUAAUACUUCAACUACCUUGAUGAAUUAGGUGUCAAUAAUGGAAUAAUUCCUAAGAUCGUAGCUUUGAAUGGGAAACUUAAAUAUAAAUAUGAAGGUCCAGAUUUUUCAGUAAAUGGAAUUAAAUCCUUUGUGUUUAAUUUAAGACAAAGUAAAAUCAGUUCGUACAAAUUAUCAGAGUCAAUACCUGAUUAUGAACAAGCAAAUUCACUCGUUAAAGUAACAUAAAUAUUAAAUACAAUAGACAAUUGUUGGCGAAAACUAUGAUACAGAAAUAAAGUAGAGUAACAAAUAUAUAUUAUUGAAAUAUCACGUAAAAGGUUGUUAACCUUGUGAGGAAUUGAAUCCAAUUUAUGAAGAAUUAGCGUACCAUUAUAGAGAGGAUUAGAGAUUAUUAUUUGCAGAAAUAGAUAUAAGAUUGAAUGAUUUUACUGAUCUUUAUUAUCCUCGAUCAACACCUGAUAUCAUUCUAUUUCUCCAAAAGAAUGGUCAAAGAAAAGCAAUAUUUUGGAAUUAAUAAGAAAUGACGUAUGAUAAUAUUUAGAUGUUUGUGGAAUCUAACAUUUAAGUACAGUAAUGAAUUAAUAUUAUGUACUUUUUAAUUAUGA
Molecule: messenger RNA, 1546 nt
Organism: Paramecium octaurelia
Lineage: Eukaryota; Ciliophora; Oligohymenophorea; Peniculida; Parameciidae
Source: the annotation of a GenBank genome assembly